CUCUCUUACCACCAAAUUCAUAUCUUCUGUCCAUUUUCCAGUCAUCGCCCCAAGCCCCAGGUUCUUGAAUCUUUAUAAAUACUCACAGCCCCCCAAAUUAUCUGUUUCUUUCCCUCUCUUUGCUUCUCUCGAUAUAGCGACAUCCGGAAAUGAAGGGAUCAAAUGUUUUCUCUAAUAUUCUCCCCAUCCAACUUCUCUUCAUUCUCCUUUGUCUCUUCAUUGCCGGUUCUUCCUGUCUCAAGAUAGGGGAGACAUGUUCAUCUAACAGCACCUGUGAUGCCGGAUUAAGCUGUCAAAGUUGUUCUGCUAAUGGAAAUACCCGACAGAGAUGCACCAAGAUCCAGCCAUUGAGUCCAACAUCGAAAGUCAAAGGUCUGGCAUUCAAUAAGUAUUCAUGGUUAACGACACACAACUCUUUUGCUCUAACGAAUGCUCAAUCAUAUACGGGUUCUGCUUUGAUCUCAACUAGAAAUCAAGAAGACACGGUUACGAGUCAACUUAAGAAUGGGGUUCGAGGACUUAUGCUAGAUAUGUAUGAUUUCAUGAAUGACAUCUGGUUAUGUCACUCCUUCAACGGCAACUGUUACAACUACACAGCUUUCCAACCUGCGAUUGAUGUGUUGAAAGAGAUUGAAACCUUUUUGGCUGCAAAUCCAUCAGAGAUUGUCACUAUUUUUAUUGAGGAUUAUGUGACAUCCCCACAAGGCUUGACCAAGGUUUUUAAUGCAUCUGGCCUAGGCAUAUAUUGGUUUCCUGUAUCAAAGAUGCCUAAAAAUGGUGAAGAUUGGCCAACUGUUGAUGAAAUGGUCCAGCAGAAUCAGCGUUUAGUGGUCUUCACUUCCAAAUCAAGUAAAGAGGCUACUGAGGGAAUUGCCUACAAUUGGAAAUAUGUAGUAGAAAAUCAAUAUGGAGAUGAUGGGAUGAAAGCAGGUUCAUGUCCAAAUCGAGCCGAAUCAUCUCCUAUGAACACAACAACGAUAUCCUUGGUUCUUCAGAAUUACUUUCCAACUAAUCCAAAUGCAAGUGGAGUUUGCUUGGACAAUUCAGCUCCACUAAUUAGCAUGACCAACACUUGCUAUGAAGCAGCUGGCAAACGUUGGCCAAACUUCAUUACUGUUGAUUUUUAUCAGAGGAGUGAUGGUGGUGGAGCCCCAGAAGCUGUGGAUGAAGCAAAUGGACACCUCACUUGUGGAUGUGACAAUAUUGCCUAUUGCAGAGCGAACGCUACAUUUGGUACAUGUGAUGUUCCACCAACUGCUCCCCCUCCACCUGCUGCCGCUGCUUCUGGGGGAGACUCACAAGUUCCCUCCAACAUUGCUUCUUUGGAUAGCAAACCGGUCCACCUAUGGUGGUUGUUGGGGGCAAUUUCGAUGAUGACUCUCCUACUGUGAUUGUAAUUAUGCUGAUUUGCUCAUUUAGAAAUAUUUUUUGUCCUAACUUGUCCUCGUAUCAUAAUAAUAUCCAUUAUACACGCCGUAUUAUUUGAUGAUUAUUGGCAUUGAUUUGUCGGUGCAUGGCAAACCAUUAAUUAGCAAAUUAUGUUGAAGCA
Messenger RNA from Populus nigra (black poplar), 1549 nucleotides. RefSeq names its product PI-PLC X domain-containing protein At5g67130-like. The record is from RefSeq and is a predicted model, not a curated record. Gene Ontology annotation, biological process: lipid metabolic process. Bases 150 to 1391 code for a protein of 413 amino acids. NCBI's taxonomy places the organism in Eukaryota, Viridiplantae, Streptophyta, Magnoliopsida, Malpighiales, Salicaceae. Gene Ontology annotation, molecular function: phosphoric diester hydrolase activity. The transcript has 9 exons.